AUGGAGACGAUUCACAACGUGGCAGCGGCAGCCAGCAAAGCCAUUUGGGGCGAGCAAAACACCGACGCAACGACGCAGAAUGAGACCGGAGGCCAGGAGCCGAUCUCAGGUGAGCAGGGCAAGGGUACGCCCAAUGAGCCCUUUGACCAGGGCAACUCGGAGGAUCGCACCAAAUUGAACGAAACUGGAGGCGUUGAACCAAUCUCCGGUCUGCAAGGCAAAGGAACGCCCAAUGAGCCCUUUGAUCUGGGUAACUCGGAGAACCCCGUCCCCUCGUGGACCGAUACAAAUACAACCUCCGAACCAAACACAACCUCCACAGAACCUCCUCUCACCUCCCUCCCAACUCAACCCUCUCCCCGCACAGAACCAACCAGCACCAUGUCCGACACCACCCGCAUUCCCAACAACCCCAUCAACGCCGCAACCGGCGACUCUGACCCCUACAAAACCACCGAGAAAACAGGCAUCAUAAGCGACCGUCAAGGCGACGCUCCCAAAGCCGAAGACGUCAUCCCCACCGAGCGUGCCCUCAAUACUGGCGCACCUCCCACCUCCGACACACCACCCCAAGUCAAGCACCAAGGCGCCGACGCUCCAGGAGACGUCCCCUCACCCGACCAACACGCCGCCAUCGUAGACAAGAAAGACGACGUUGAGGAACUGCUCCAGAAGCGCGACCCCAACGACCACUCCGGCUCACCCAUGAGGAUGCACGACGGCACCGAAAACACCAUCCCGACCACCCAGGAGGAACGCCGCGAUUCCAAAGCGGGUAUGCCUGGAGGCCAGGAACACGGCAAGCCGCCCAAGGGCACGGGUGAGCAGUGGGUCAAGUCCACGGGCAUGGCCGCCGAGGGUGGAGACUUCGAUGCUACGAAGCCCGGCGCUGGCCGCGAAGCCGAUCGUUUGAUGGAGGAGGCUGGCAUCAAGAAGUCGACGGAGCAGCAGCCUACGACUAGCGCCGGGUCGCCGGGGACCAAGGAGAAGGAGAAGUUGAGUGAGAAGAUUAAGCACAAGUUGCAUAUUGGGAAGAACUUGUCGGUCUUUCAUAAUCGGCGUGGAACGGGUAGUUUCAUCUCAUCAGCUAGCGCUCUUACCAUGUACGUCGUUGGCAUCCUCAUUGCUAUCAAUCAGGCGAACGUCAAAUCACAAAAUGAAAAAAGUUAUGCUCCGAGCCUCGAAGACUCCGUUAGUGUUCACAAAUUACAACCAAACCUUCCUUCACCCAAACGAGUCAGAACGACCCCAAUCUCGACACAAACCGUUGGAGCAACACGAUUGCAGAGACACGACCGAAUGUAA
Messenger RNA from Westerdykella ornata, 1305 nucleotides. RefSeq lists its product as uncharacterized. The coding region runs from base 1 to 1305 and encodes 434 amino acids. NCBI's taxonomy places the organism in Eukaryota, Fungi, Ascomycota, Dothideomycetes, Pleosporales, Sporormiaceae. The record is from RefSeq and is a predicted model, not a curated record. The transcript has 6 exons.